CAACAAAACCGCGCGUGGUUGAAAUCCUCAAACAGAAGCGCGUCGCCUUCCAUUCGGCUGCAUCCGAUAAACACGCAACUUGUGUGGUGGAUCAGUAACAUUAGCUACACGACAACCGCAACGACGAAAGAGUGGGAAAAUGUCUGCAAGGACCACAGCAAAGUACGUGAAGGAAAUGGACCGCAGUCAUCGACGACCGGAACAUCUUUGGCUGCAGCCUUAUGUUGUGUUGCGCAGAGCAGACAUCAGUAAAGCUAUUCGUCCUAAGCAGGAGGAGCCAGACCGCACUCGCAUUAAAGAGGAAGAUGUGGGCGAAGAGGUCCACCACUUCAAUGAACAAAUGGAGCAGAAGUUUCUUUGCACUAAAAAAGAGGAGGAAGAGCCGGAGCGGCCUUGUCAGAAAGAGGACGGAGAAGACUCCUGCGACAUCAAAAAGGAGGAGGAAGAUACCUGCGAGAUGCCAUUGACUGGUGUACUUGUGAAGCGUUUAGAUGAGGCUCAACAUGAGGUGAGCAAAGGGGCGGAGCCUCCAAGCUGCAGCUCAAGUCCACAUAUGACCAGAGAAGGUGAUGGAGACCACUGUGGGGCAUCACGAGCAGCUCCACCAUCAGAUAGUGAUGACGUGUUGUCACAUGUUCCUGCUGAUGAUGAUGAUGAUGACUCUCAAAACAAACACAGGCAAUGUUCUCACUGUGGAAUUUUUUUUGCUCAUAGCAGUAGUUUGAAACAACACAUGAGAAUGCACACAAGAAAGAAAAACUUUUCCUGUUCAGAUUGUGGCCAAAAGUUCUCUCAGAGGGGACAUUUAACAAUGCACACAAGAAUCCACACUGGCGAGAAACCUUUUUCAUGCUCCGUUUGUGGCCAGAAAUUCUCUCAGAGUGGACAUUUAACAAUGCACACAAGAAUCCACACUGGCGAGAAACCUUUUUCAUGCUCAGUUUGUGGCCAAAAAUUCUCUGAGAGGGGAAGUUUAAAAAAGCACACAAGAAUCCACACUGGCGAGAAACCUUUUUCAUGCUCAGUUUGUGGGCAAAAGUUCUCUUGGAAGGGAAGUUUAAAUAUGCACGCAAGAAUCCACACUGGUGAGAAACCUUUUUCAUGCUCAGUUUGUGGCCAAAUGUUCUCUCAGAGGGGACAUUUAACAAUGCACACAAGAAUCCACACUGGCGAGAAACCUUUUUCAUGCUCAGUUUGUGGCCAAAAAUUCCACACGGGGGGGCAUUUAAAUAUGCACACAAGAAUCCACACUGGCGAGAAACCUUUUUCAUGCUCAGUUUGUGGCCAAAAAUUCUCUGAGAGGGGAAGUUUAAAAAAGCACACAAGAAUCCACACUGGC
Molecule: messenger RNA, 1339 nt
Organism: Syngnathus acus (greater pipefish)
Lineage: Eukaryota; Metazoa; Chordata; Actinopteri; Syngnathiformes; Syngnathidae
Product: zinc finger protein 135-like
Exons: 5
Biological process (GO): regulation of transcription by RNA polymerase II
Molecular function (GO): DNA-binding transcription factor activity; RNA polymerase II cis-regulatory region sequence-specific DNA binding
Source: RefSeq, a predicted model, not a curated record